GAGGGCUGAGCCGCUCCAGACGGCGCCGCUCAGGCUCCCUGCUCCUGCUCCUCGCCCAGGGAGAUGUCCCAGCCCCGGGAGAGCAUCAGCAGCAUCAUCACUGCCUUCCACCGCCGCGGCAGGGCCGAGGGCAGCUGCAGCCCCCUCAGCAGGGAGCAGCUGAGGCAGCUCAUGGAGCAGGAGUUUGAGGAUGCAAUGCAGAGCCCCCAGGACCCCACCACUGUCACCAAGGUGCUCUGCUUCCUGGGGGAUGACAGCAGCAGCAGAGUUGACUUCAGAGAGGUUCUCAGCCUCGUGUUCCAAGUGGCCAAGGCCUGCUACAAGCCACAGCAGCAGCAGCAGCAGGCACUGGAAGAUGCCCAAGAGCCAACAGGGCAAGAGCGGGCAGGGGGGGAGCAGCUGCUGGGGCUGCACACGGUGGAGAGGUCCCCUCACAGCCUGCAGGUCCCGGAGCAGGGGGUGAGAAAGCAGCUCCAGGACACUGAGACACAGGGCCCAGAGACAGCAGAGCAGGACCCAGAGAGCCACCAGACCCAGGGGGCUGGGACAGCAGAGCAGGACCAGGACAUGUACCAGGAUGAUGGGAAUGAGGCACCAGAAGGGCAUCCAGAGGUAGGUGCAGUGCUGGACACUGCAGCCCCAGAGCAGGGCAGAGGUGAGCCUGAAGAGGCUGAGACACCCAAGCAGGAGCUCAAAAGCUCUGAGGCCCAGGAGGCACCAGGAGAGGCUUCAGAGCGCCCUGAGAGCCCCGAGGCAGAGGCAGCAGAGCAGGACCUGAAUGUCCCCCCCGAGACACAGGAGGGAGACCCAAACCACAAGCCCCAGGCCUGCAGGGGCCCUUGGCAGGACCCAGCCCUUGGCCAGCCCCAGCAGCAGGGCUCCAGCCCCCACCAGGCUGCCAAGCCCUGGGGGCCAUGCCCCAAGCCAGCUUUAAACCAGCUCCCUGAACCCAGGCUCCUGGAGCAGGGGCACAGCGAGGCAGAGGCUCCACCUCGUCCAGCUCAGCACCAAAGAGAUGCUCAGCACCAAAGAGAUGCUCAGCACCAAAGAGAUGCUCAGCACCAGAGGCAGCCUGUGCUGGAGCAGCAGCAGCUGCAGCCUCUGUGCCAGUGGCCACCCCAGCAGUGAAGCCUGGAAGGAGCCAAGAGAGGCUUCUGGUACCUUCUGCCCAGGCCCACUCUGGGUUUUGCUUUUCUCCCCCCCAAGUCUUGUCCCAUUGCUUUACCAGGCCCUGGCUGGUGCUGAGCUCUGCAUGCCCCCAGCCCCUCCUGCUCUCUGCCUGUGUCAGCAAAGCAA
This is a messenger RNA of Pogoniulus pusillus (Red-fronted tinkerbird), 1296 nucleotides long. Its product is annotated as cornulin-like. The transcript has 3 exons. Gene Ontology annotation, cellular component: cytoplasm. The coding region runs from base 64 to 1128 and encodes 354 amino acids. Lineage: Eukaryota; Metazoa; Chordata; Aves; Piciformes; Lybiidae. The record is from RefSeq and is a predicted model, not a curated record. Gene Ontology annotation, biological process: positive regulation of cell cycle G1/S phase transition; regulation of phosphatidylinositol 3-kinase/protein kinase B signal transduction; cellular response to cytokine stimulus. Gene Ontology annotation, molecular function: calcium-dependent protein binding; calcium ion binding; transition metal ion binding.